Molecule: messenger RNA, 1179 nt
Organism: Meloidogyne enterolobii
Lineage: Eukaryota; Metazoa; Nematoda; Chromadorea; Rhabditida; Meloidogynidae
Source: the annotation of a GenBank genome assembly
UUUAUUUUCUUUUUAAUUCACUUGAUGAGCAACCCUAAUUCAUCCUCUAACAAGUAUCGAUCUCCAGCUUCUGGUUUAAGCAAAUCAAUUUUUUCUGCUAUUAAAGGUGUUCCAGUUGAGGAGGUUAACAGUAAAAGCGCAGUUAGAGCUCUUGUAAAUACAGGUGUACAUUUAUCACAAAUUGAUAAAACUUCGCAAAAAGAUGACAAAAAAGAGAAUAAAGAAAAGGAUAAAAUGAAAACAACUUUUAAAGCACUUAUUGGACAUUCUUCCUCAAAAUCAAGGGAUGGGGAAUCCUCUCAACGAAGCACUCCGAAAAGAAACAAAAAUAAAAAAUUAACAGAUAGUGAGAGAGGAAGACGCUCUUUUUCUUGUGAAAUGGUUGUUAAUACUCCUAAUCAUUGCCAGAAAGCUCAAAGUAUAAACCAAAUAAAUGUUGCACAUUGUCAACAACCACAACAAAAUCUUAUUACUUCCUCAAAUUCACUUAUUUGUGGCUCUUCACUUUCUGUUCAAUCAACAAAUCCUCCCUCUACUCCAGCAUUAAGAGGACGUUCACCUUCUGCUGCAAGUAGUAUUUGUUCGAAGGAUGAAAAAUUGAUUGAUAAUGGCGAAUUGAAACAACCAAAAAUUCGUCUUUCAAUUUGUGCGAAGGCUCUCUUUGCCUGUGCUAAUGGGCAAUUACAAGAAUUGAGGAAUUUAAUAAAAGAAAAUCCAGAAUUAAUAAAUUAUAAAUAUCCUCUUUGUUAUCGCUACAGUUGUUUACAUAUUGCUGCCAAGUCUGGUGAUAAAAAUAUUGUGCAAUAUUUGGUUAGAAAUGGGGCAGAUUUAAAUUCCAAAGAUGAAAUGCAUUGUACUCCAUUACAUGCUGCUGCGAAAGCUGGACAAAUUGAAAUGGUUAAUAUGCUCAUUGAAAUGGGGGCUGAUAAAUAUAUUCGUGACGCUCAUGGAAUGCUUUAUAGUACUUAUUUAGAUAAACAUUUUAAACAAUAUAAAAAUGACCCGAUGAAAUAUUCAAAAACAGUGAAGCAGUCAAAUUGUCCGAGUGAAGAAGACGAUUCAAUAAGUCAAAGCAGCAAUCGUUCUCAGAUCUCAAUUAAUUCUCGACAUAAUUAUACCUUUCAAUCGUUCAGGAAGCCUAUUGGUAGAGCUGUUCGCGAUUUCCUUCAUAGAAAAUAA